Molecule: messenger RNA, 6367 nt
Organism: Xyrauchen texanus (razorback sucker)
Lineage: Eukaryota; Metazoa; Chordata; Actinopteri; Cypriniformes; Catostomidae
Gene: znf341
Product: zinc finger protein 341
Exons: 16
Coding region: 6-2453 (815 amino acids)
Source: RefSeq, a predicted model, not a curated record
ACAAGAUGGCGCAGGCAAUAUACGAGGUUCUGGAAGGCAUGGACAAUCAGACGGUCCUCAAUGUCCAAUCAUUGUUAGACAGUCAAGCUGGUGUUCUGGACCCAGGCUCACAGAAUGUCUCAGGAACAACCAUCCAACCAAUGGAUGAUGAUGACGUGUUUCUCUGUGGGAAAUGUAAGAAGCAGUUUAACUCAUUACCGGCGUUCAUGACCCACAAGCGUGAGCAGUGUCAAUCCAACACCCUGUCACUGGCCACCGUCUCUCUGGCCUCCAACAACGCCAACGCCUACGCCUCCGUACCUUCCAUCAGCAUGGGUCCACAGCUGCCCGCGAACAGACAGGUGUCGACGUAUAUAACCGUGCCGCAAUCUCCUCUCACACACACGCUGGUGCAGGGUAACGUGUUGGUCAGCGAUGAGGUUUUGAUGUCGGCCAUCUCAGCAUUUGGCUCUCUGGAUCAGCCAAUGGCAGCCAUGCAUGGUUCCAUACAGAGUAACUUAAGCAUGCAUGCAGGAACCUCGUACAUGCAGCACCAUCAGCAGCCUCCACAGCCCCUCCCACCAACCCAGGCCACGCCUCUUUCCUCACAGGUGCCCACCAGUAACAGCAAUUCAAUAGUGCAGGUGUACAGCACACUGCCCUCUAUGGCUGGAGGUUGUAUUGCAGAGGUGCCUUCAUUGGGUCUGCAGCCAUUUCAAUCCAUUCAGGUUCCCAGUCAGUGUGUGGAGAGUCAGGCAUUCAUUACGGCUCCAGUGUACAGCCCUGGAAAACAGACCACCAAAAACAAGCCCUGCACCCUCAGUACAAACCUCUCUCAGCUCGGAGAAUACGAUAAGGUCAUCAUCCCAAAGAAAACCAGAACCUCCAAGAAAACACAGGAUGCAGGUCAAGCAAAAGGAAAAGCUCAGAAGCUGAACUGCAGUUUUUGUGACAAAGUAUUCACCAAGAAUUUUGACCUACAGCAACAUGUUCGCAGUCACACGGGUGAGAAGCCCUUCCAAUGUAUCGUGUGCGGCCGAGCCUUCGCUCAGAAGUCCAAUGUGAAGAAACACAUGCAAACACACAAGGUCUGGCCCAAUGGAGUCCACAGCACUGCCUCCAGGAUGCCCAUCACUGUAAGAGUGCUUCCAAUGAACAACGAAGAGAACUCACAGCAGACUGAGGAAGAGACACAGGAACAAGAGGAGAUAAACGGUGAGACGCAGAGCUCAGCGGAGGCCAAAGACACCGGGCAGAACCAGGACAAACAGAUCAUCCUGAUUGACAGCUCAUAUCAGUGUCAGUUCUGCUCAGCCAAAUUUAGCACCUACUUCCAGCUGAAGUCUCACAUGACCCAGCACAAGAACGAACAGGUGUACGGCUGUGUAGUGAAGAGCUGCUCUCAGACCUUUCAGAAGUUGGAUCAGUUUCUCGAGCACAUUCACACACAUCAGGAGCAGUUGACGUACCGGUGUCACCAGUGCAGUAAAGUGUUUCCUUCACUUUUUGAGCUGGGACUACACCAGUACUCCCACAGUUUCUGUCCUCAACAGAACCAGCGCAAAGACAGAAACUACUACAGCUGUAUGAAGUGUCAGAGUAAAUAUUCCUCACAGGAAGCUCUUCAACAGCAUCUGCUGAACGCGACUCAUAACUACCCCUGUCCUAGCUGCCAGAAGGUGUUUCCCUGUGAGCGUUAUUUACGGCGGCAUCUUGAAACGCACGGUGCCGGGGGGAAAUUUAAAUGUCAGAUUUGUAAAAAGUUCUUCAAAACUGGACACUACCUCAAACUACACGCACAGAUCCACUCAGGAGAGAAACCGUAUAAAUGUUGUGUGUGUGAGGCCACCUUCAACAGGAAAGACAAAGUGAAGAGACACAUGCUGAUUCACGAGCCCUUCAAGAAAUAUAAAUGCCCCUUCAAAACUCACGUGGGCUGCUCCAAAGAGUUUAACCGGCCGGACAAACUGAAAGCUCAUAUUCUCUCUCAUUCAGGUAUUAAGCCGUUUAAGUGCCAGUUCUGUCAGAAGUCGUUCAGUCGUCGCGCACACAUGCUGGAACAUCAGCGCUCGCACACAGAUGACUAUCGCUUCCGCUGCGCCGUCUGUAACAAGGGCUUCACCCGCCACAAAUACUACAGAGAACACAAGUGCCCGCUGGCAGGGGCUUCGACAGGGGGCGCAGAGGCGGCACGAGGGACACAGGGUACAGGGGACGAAUGUCCCGCCGUGGAACCAGAUGAACAUGGAGAAACUGCAGAUGAGGACGAUGAUGAUGAAGGGGAGAUACAGCAGGAUGACAUUAUGGGAAUGAAUAGUGGAGAGAAGCAGAUGGAAGAAGAGGAGGAGGAGGAGGAGGAGGAAGAGGGAAGGUCUGAUGGUUUGGAGGGCGGGGCGGGGCUGGAUCCCAUGCAGGAAGGAGGCGGAGCCAUCAGGCUACUGUCAGAACCCAUGUGCUUCCAAACAGUGGACUGAUGAAGAACGUCUGCAUGAUUUGAAAGGCAAAGAUUUAAUCUGAAGGGUGUAAUUUCGGAGCCACUAGCAGCACCAAACAGAACCGGGAGUUCCGCCCCCAAACUUACACCUUUGGUUGAACGAAUGUUGGGCUGCUCAACAAAUUGCAAUUCCGUUUGGUGCCUCUAGAGGUGCUACCUUUACACACUACAGUUUUAAAUCUAUACCCCUGAAUACAUUGAAAAUGUAUUUGCUGGUACAAAGACAUUUAAUAUGAAUGAAUAUAUCAAACUUGUGUUGUCUUGUUUACAAAUCUUCAGUGGGAAGAACUUAAACAACUUUAGACGGUUUUAAGGACCUUCAAAGUCGUGUUAAAAAACAUCUAUGAUGUUUUCUAUCCUAGACGUUCAGGGUUCAAAUCCCUGUUUAUCAUCUUUAAUAGUUCUUUGUUUUAUAUUAAAACAUUACUGCUCAUUUCAUUUUUCUCAGAUUUGAGAACACCGUCUGUUGGAUACGUUGUCGAAGUAUUACGGGGGCGUUCACAAAGGAGGCGUUACUGCAUUCUGAGCUAGUUUUUUAUUUCAGGGAUGCACCUCAUGUGAGAUGAACAAAGUGAGAAAGUCAUAGCAGGUGAUUAAGAUGUAUAUUUUCAGUGGAUUUGUUUUUGUAUUUAAAGAUUUUGUAGUUUAAGUGUUUAAGCUUAAAGUAAUCCUUGAAAAUGUUAUAUAUGUUGUCAUUUUAAUAAGGAAAAUGUAGAAAACUACCAAACAAUUUGGGCAAAUUAGCUUCAGAAAAGGUGACUAGCUAAAAGAUAUUUCUUUAUGUAUAUGUGUAUAAGGGUGGACGUCUAAGACCUCUGCUUUCAGUUACAUUUCAAUGUACGCAAGAAUGCACCUGAUUGAACGCCCCCUUUUACCCUAUAAAGCCGUGUGUAUCAAAUAUGAUACACAACAUGUGACGGCUCCUGUUUCACUCUCUGUUCAAGCUGAUGAACCAAACAACCAAUGGAAUGUGAGUGUCACAUUUACGGCACCAUCUAGAGUUUUGUUGUGGAAAAAAGUGGUUUCAAUGUUUAUAUCGAUCUAUUUAAAAUGCCAGUGGACUUGUGCCAAAAGUGACUCUUGUGUUGGGAUAAAUAACAGCUUAUUUUAAUAAAGUAAAAGUGACUGUAAUGAUUAUAUUGUAACUGACAUUUUAAAAUGAGUAUUUGCUGAAUAUAAGCAAUGUGUGCUUGGUUAAAAGUUUGUAUAUUAUUUUAUUGAAAAGCACCUUUCAAAUCCACGUAUCAAAUAUGAUACAACAGGCUUUUGAGGCAUAUCUCUCAAUUACCAUUACAUUACAUUCAUCCCCCCCCCAAAAAAACAGCUUUGAAGAGUCUGACAGAUACAUUUUAUAAGAUAUAGUUAAAGUAUGAACUAAUAUUUCUGUGUAUGUUUAUAAAUGUAGCCUGUCAUUAUAAAGAUCUCAUUAUCUUACAAUACAAGCUAUUAUGAUGUCAUCUAAAGUUCCAAAGUUUGACUAUGUUCCUUUUUUAAAUGUCAAUUCAGUCUUUGGUGCAUAAAAUACAUAUGAUAAAAUUAGUUUAUUGGAAAAAUUAUAUUUUAUUCAUAUUAUAUUUGAUGUGCUGAAUUGAACUGUGAUGGAGAGGAAGUUGUCAUGGCCAAACUCUCAAACAUUCAGUAUCUCUGAAAAUACUCUGAUAAUACCCCAAACUUCACCCCUGUAGCAUGUACGGGCUAAAGAGAACUUAAUAGCAAAGGCCCAACGGUUAAGGAAUCAAUCCUAAUAAUAAUUUCUUGCAUUAUAGACGUAUACGCAUCUUAAACACCAAAUGAAAAUCAUUUUCCAUUUAAUUAUUUAUUCAACAUUGUUUUUCACAUUUUACAAUCCAUACAAAUCAACUGGUAAAUAAACCUCUGAAGUGUUUUUCAAAGCAGUCGCUUCUACUUUAAUACUAAAAUCAUUUUGUUUGUUUUUUAAACAGAGAUGAGGAGGAGUAUACACACCAUGUAGAGUUUCAGUUCAUAUACAGAGUGAAAGUGGCUUGAUUUACACGGAUCAGUCAGAAGAUGAUAAGAAAUAUUCAAAAUUAAAGUCAUUUCACUGUUUAUAACAAUCGUCCCAUUUGCUUGACUUGUUUUUAGAGAAUUGAAUUAAAGGUGCGAGAAGCAAUUGUUCCAUUGGAUUACAGUUGCAGCGAAUUAUUUAGGCUUAAUUCCAUUUUAUGCCAUGUUGUUCAUAACAGUUAACAGUUGAGGGCGCUGUUUCCCUGCUGUUGAUUUUAACAAUUGUUUCUGCUCACUAUCGUUCUCUAAACUAAUUUGGUUUUGGAAAGAGGGGGGGCGUGGCCAAUCCAAUGGCUCAUCUUGGGCUAAAAGUCGCUUACAGCACCUUUAAUUGGCAAAUUAAAUGUUCUUAUUUUAUGCAUAAUUUCAAUGCAAUUUUAGAUUUAUGCUUGGACACCUGCCAUUUUGUUCUCAAGUAAAUGUAUCUUGUUAUAAGGAUGUUUCGAUAUUCUUACUAAAAGACAAGACAACAAAUACUGAUUUUUUUGCAGUUAUAAUGCGUUACACUCAUGAGAGGGUUUUUUUUCUUUUGGGCUCUAUAGCGCCGCUCCAGUGGUUUAGACUAGUAUAUCUUCAUAUAAUCUAAGAAGCAUUAAGAAGUACACUCUGAACAGUCAAAGAGAUCUCCAGAAUAUUUAAUAAAGAUGCCUUUAAAACUCAAGACGUCCUAUAGAACUAGAGCAUUUGCUACUCCAUUGAUAUUCUCACAUGUUUACCAGUAAUACAUGCGUCACUCUGAAACCCCUUGUCAUUGCGGUCCAAAAUAAACUCACAUAUUUAUUUCAGGGAUUUAAAGGCCAGUGUCGCAUGUUAUGCAUCUAAAAUGACACAAUUUCAGAAAAAUAAUUCACUACUCUAAUCUUGUCCUUAAUAAACAGACUGAUGGAUUCAGACACAAUCAAUUCUUGAGGGUGAAUCGCAACAAGAAUUGUAAGAAAUAUAUGUUUUGCAUAAAGGAAAUGAAGCCUUUUUAGGACCAUUAAGAAUGGUUUUGCAUUAUGACAUCGUAAGCACAUUAUAUGUCAUAAAAAAAAGAGUAAACAUAUAAUUGUUUUUUUUUACUAAAAUCAGCUAAACUGAAAUGUAGUAUGACAUAAACUAUUAUAUUUACAUUGCAAAUGACUAUUCUACUGUACAAUUUAAAUAAUAAUUUAUUCACAUUAUAAUAUUGAGAAUUUUUGGGAGAAAAUGUACUUAACUGCCAUCGCAAAACAUAUUAAUGGUCCUAAAAAUCGGUUUCACUGCUUUUCUAGUCUAAAUAAAUAGAAUGUUCGCAUUCCAAAAAAUUCAAAUAUCACUCAAAGGGCAAAUAAUGACAGUUGAUGAAUUUAAAUAUCAAGGUGUUAUUUUAGAUUCUAAAUGAAGUCAUUGUGAUGUAAUGAGGCUGUGUAGAACCAUCAGAACAAACCUGAAUUGUUUUCAUGUGAUUAGACUAUAUAUAUAAUAUAUAUAUAUAUAUCCAUUAAAGCAGUUAUAUAUGCAUGCAAUGGUCACAUUUAUCCUACUUUAUUUACCAAUUUAUCUCAUUAUAUAAGCAAUCAUUAAAAAUAAUGGAAAGAAAUUAAUAAGAUCGCAUCACCGAAACAUCUUACAAAAACAGAGUUAACAGUUUCGAAAAUAGUAUACAUUUUUCUCUUAUUAAAAUGAUUUUUAAAUGUGUAAACAAUCUUGCUACAGAAUUCAUAUGCCAACUAUUAACAAAAAGUAGAGAGGAGAUCACUACAGGAUCAGAACGGUGGAGUACAGAUGAGAAAAUCUACCAGUUGAACUAAAAGUACAAACAGGAAAUUUACAACAAAUUGUUGAAACGAAAGCAGGUUUGUGAACACUGAUGGCUGUACACAGUCUCCGCCUUUUGUUGUUGUUUGC